This is a messenger RNA of Mugil cephalus (flathead mullet), 4004 nucleotides long. It is a transcript of the gene bri3bp, whose product is annotated as bri3 binding protein. Lineage: Eukaryota; Metazoa; Chordata; Actinopteri; Mugiliformes; Mugilidae. The coding region runs from base 160 to 861 and encodes 233 amino acids. The record is from RefSeq and is a predicted model, not a curated record. The transcript is spliced from 3 exons. Gene Ontology annotation, cellular component: mitochondrion.
AAGUGUCAAUGAAAGCAUCACGGUUCAUCAUCCCCACCACCAUCAUAGCCAGUGUUUAACACAUCCCCAGAAAGGUGUCGCUUUCGGCAGCUAAUUACCCAUUUAACUAAGAUAUUUUGAUACACACUUGUGCUUGACACCCCGGGGGCUUCUGUGGCCAUGAAAGGAAUCAGGUUUUUCGUGGUUUUCUUGGCGCUUUCCGCGUCUUUGCUGUGCACAACCGAGGCGGGCAGGAGCCGGACCAGCAACCAGAACAGCUUCCGACGGGCAGCUAAUGGCAUCUAUCAGACCCUCAGCAGCGUUUUCGGGGAGGACAACAUCCGAGGGCUAUACAAGUUUUUUUCCAAGGCGACGGAGCGCUUCGUCCAUGGAGUGGACUCGUUUCUGGACACCAUCUGGAAGAUCUGGUCAGAUCUGCUCGAUGUGAUGGGCAUCGACUCUUCAAACCUCAGCCACUACUUCAGCCCCACAUCCCUCACCAACUCCCCGGCACGCGCCCUCCUCCUGGUUGCCGCCGUGCUCUUGGCCUACUGGUUCCUGUCCUUGUUCCUGGGGGGCUUCUUUUACCUGCUGCACGCCGUGUUCGGACGCUUCUUCUGGCUGGCGCGCGUCACCCUCUUCGCCCUGUCCUGCCUCUACAUCCUGCAGAAGUUCGAGGGCGACCCCGAGCGCGCCGUGCUGCCGCUGUGCUUCAUCAUGGCCGUGUACUUCAUGACGGGCCCCGUGGGAGCGUACUGGCGCCGGGGCGCGGGCGCAGGUUCGCUGGAAGAGAAGAUCGACCACCUGGACACUCAGAUCCGGCUGCUCAACAUCAGGCUGAGCCGCGUCAUAGACAGCCUGGAGCGCCCCGGGGACCAGUAGACUUACUGUAGGUUGAAGCAGGGAUGGGUUUAGGGGGGUGGAGGGUCGGGGGGUUUAAAACCAGAUGUAUUUGAUAAGAGAAUCCUGUUUCCUACACACAUCUGCAUCAAUACAACUUACUGCUUUUGUCAGAUGAGGACAAAACUAGAUUUGAACACAGUAUUUUACCAACUAGCUACUUCAACAAGUACGGUGUGAACGGUUGACUUGGAGCUUACACAAAUCAACCAAACAUUUCUUUAAUUUUUCUCUCAAAGCUGCGGAAGGCUUUUCUACAUCUCAAAGGUGAGGUUUUUCUAGUAUCUGGUCCUAAUUUGCACCUUCAGAAGCUCCCACACGAAGCAGGUUAAAUUUUCCAGAUGCGUGUGCUCAAUAGAAAAACCUAUUUUAUGGCUUUUUCGUUUGUUUUUAUCCUUGUAAAUAACCCGGGGGCUCAAGACUCAGUUUUGUCCGCAAAGAUCCUUUAUCCCCUUUUUUGAAACUACUGAAGUGGGAAGGGGUGGGGUGUGUGUGUGACGCCGGGGACCGCUACAAAUGUUAUUUCUAAUAUGUAGAACCAUCAAAAUGGGGGAUAGUUGUUCGUGGUAAGAUUUAUUUAUUCCAUCCAUAAGUGUUGAAACCAUGUAGAUCUAGUCUAGUCUCACUGAGUCACUGUUCAGUAGUGACAGUAGUUGACAUCAGGACCUCUUUUUCUUGUCUGAAUGUGAGUGAGUGUGUGUGUGUGUGUGUGUGUGUGUGUGUGUGUGUGUGUGUAGGUGGGGAGGGUUGUGAGCAAAUGCAUCUCAGAGACCUACUUGAAUGUGUGUGUGUGUGUGUGUGUGUGUGUGUGUACAUGUGUUGGGAGGGCGAUCUUUUCAAAAUGGAAAAGCACUGUAUUAAAAAGUCACCAUCAGACUUGGAGAAGAUGCAGAUAGGCAGCAAUAUCUCAGGGACUCAUCCAACGCAUGCGUCGAGGUGAAAUUAGAUAUCAAGUAUCUUAAAAUCACGUCUUGGUGUCUUCGAGUCUCUCCACUGUUCAGAUAUUUUUUCCUCAAUAACUUUUAAUUGAUGUUUUUGAAUUGUAUGGAAACUGUAGAGGUUGUCUUACACAGACAAACUUUUAUCUCAUUACUUAAUAAUUAGCACUGAAUCAUUGUAGGGAUCUGAACCGUCUUAACAUCCAAAUGUGUGAAGCAGCAUAUCCACAAAAGUUGUUGUUGGAGUCACAUGGCACACAAAUGCAUGUUUAGGAGUUUUAGUCGGAUAUGAAUGGGAUCAUUUUCUCUGUGUGUAAAAUGAAAGGGAAGUCGUCAAGAAAAGUCAAACAAGUUUAAAUGAGGUCUAGUGCCUUUGAUCAUGUAGAAAGAAGAGCGUUAUUAGAUUUUUUUUUUUUUUUCCUGCUCGCAUGCGAUUGCUUCUCUUACCAGUAUUUUAAUGGUAAUUUACAACCAGCCUGAUUGAUUCAUGCAGUAUAACGUUGAGCUACGACAGUGCUUUAGGAUGAUUCUAAGUGCAUCACUGUAGCCCUCAUUAGUGUGAUAGGUCUUAUUAUGGGUUUGUUAUUUAUGCCAUUGUUUUCCAUGUGUUUGAAAAUGUCAAAUCAUCCUCUGCCUGUGUCCUUACCCUCUGUGUAAAUUCAACUUAAUGAAUGGCGUAAACACAUUUUUUUGUGGAAAUUACGAACUUAUCGACGGUCACAUGACUCCAACAUUGAUUCGUGAUGAUACUAAAUCCAAGUACAAGGCCUUUACACUCAUACCCUCAGCGACUACCAGUAUGUGUGGUCAUUUUCUGUUGUUGUUUCAGUAAGAGUGCAACAAUAACAUUAUUGGAAACUAGUUUGACUAGUCCCAGCACAGCCUUAUUAUUACAAAUGGAUUUUCAUGUGUCUAGUAAAGAGUCAUCAGACCCGUCCUUGUGCAACUUUAUCAUGGAAUAGUAACUCAGUGUAUUAGAUUUGGAUUUGACUUGAUUGCUUGUGAAUACCCUCCCCUAAAAAAAAAAAAAAGAAGAAGAAGAUUCAAUGUAAUCUGGGACUUUCUUGCAUGCUCUGCUUUUAUACUUUGUUGGUGCUGCCUAAGUAGACUGUCUUUACUACAGAAUGUGAUGUGGGAUGUGACAAAGUAGCCAGAAGUUGAGUUUUGUUUUGUAUGUACCAUUCCUAAACUGUGUUGACCAAUUUAAAACACUUGCAAGUAUCGGCAUUACUAGACUAGACGGCACUCUCAUACCAUCAUCACUUUGUGGGCACAUUUUAAAGUACAUGAAAUAAAAUGGUUCUUAAUUCAGAGCGGUGCAGCUGACUGGGGUGAGGGGCUGAUCUCGGUGUACGAUUAGCGCAACAGUCUUAAUCCGAUGAUACGUGUACGUUUAUUAAUAUUUGAAGGUGUUCAGUGAGUAACAGUAAUCGUGUGGGUGUUGUCGAAGGAAGGUGUUUACACCUGAUCGUUGUGUGAUACUGUAGUUGGUUUGCUUCAGGAUUGCUAAAGAUUGAAGAUCGGGAGGAGAGUGUGAAUCAGAUCUGAACGCUGAACGUUUCUCUUCAAAUGGCACAUAAGUUUCUCUGAGAUCUUGAAAACACUCAAAGGGAUCCGAGAUGGAGGCCUUUCCCUUCCUGUAAGAAGUCGAGGAAGAGACAGUGAAUACAGUCUAGCUGUAGGUCUGUUCAUGUACCACUUUUAUACAGAUAUCAGUGGAUCCUUCUCAGCAUUAGACUGAAUGCUACCUUCAGAUUCUAUUUAUGUGUUUAAAGUGUCUUCUGAAGGACUUGAAUUCAUUCAUUUAAUGAACUGUAUCCUGUCUAUUUCUAUUCCGUGUAGCCUGCUUUUUAUAAUAUGCCGUGCCAAUGUAUGUUUUCUUUUCUCUGUUGUUGCUUUAGGUCAUUUAUCCGUAACUUAUUUUUUUGGUAAAUGAAGAUGGAUUUUCUUUACUAUUUUAUUUUACCAGUUAUUUUGUCUGAGUAUUUCUGUACUUUUUUUUUCCUGUGAUGUGGCAAGAGCCAAACUGUUCUGCCUGCUGUUUUCCACUUUGUGUUUGAGUGUGUGUCUUUAUGAGAACCUCUUAGUGAGGGAACUGGUUCUUUUUUUGUGUCAGAGUGAAAAUGAGGUCCAGAUUUGAAUACAUUAAACACCACAGUAUGACCGAAUGUACUGGUUCAUAAAUUU